CGCUGCUGGCCCGCAGAGACUGUAGACCACUUCCGCAGAUUCAACCAGAACCGCCUCUUCUGCGCUGCGCUGCGUCGACGAACUUGAACCGUCUGCUGCUGCUGCUCUGCGUCCUGUCUUGUCUUCUCUUUGUGCAUCCACAGCAUCCCGCAAAGCCCGCUUACCCAACCUCCUCACCUCGCCUCCUCACCUCGCCUCGCCGUCGCUCCCUCGGCCUUCCCCACCUCUCUUUGAUUCCGCGCCUUCGGCUCACAAGCACGCCUCUUCUCCAUGGGUUGUUGCUGCAGUAGCUGCUGUGGGGAUAAUUCCCAAGACCGGCUCUAUGCGCCUCUGCUCGCCGAGAGCGAGCGCGAGGCCGUCUCUGUCUUGCUUCGAUACCUCGAAAACCGAGGCGAAGAGGACUUUUUCAGCUCGGGACCGCUCCGAGCGUUAACCACUCUUGUAUACUCCUCCAACGUUGACUUACAGCGGAGCGCGGCUCUUGCAUUUGCCGAAAUUACAGAAAAAGAUGUGCAAGCCGUCAACGAAGAGACCCUCUCGCCUAUCCUCCUUCUCCUACAGAGCCCCGACUUUGAAGUCCAGCGGGCAGCAAGCGCAGCCCUCGGCAACCUGGCUGUGAACAACGACAACAAGAUCCUCAUCGUCGAGAUGGGUGGCCUGGAGCCGCUGAUAAAGCAGAUGCAGUCGCCCAACGUCGAAGUGCAGUGCAACGCCGUCGGCUGCAUCACCAACCUGGCAACGCACGACGACAACAAGGUCAAGAUUGCUCGUUCCGGUGCGCUCGUUCCAUUGACCAAGCUCGCAAAGUCCAAAGACGAGCGCGUGCAGCGUAACGCGACCGGCGCACUUCUCAACAUGACCCAUUCCGACGAAAACAGACAGGAGCUCGUCAACGCGGGCGCUAUCCCGGUCCUCGUCGCGCUGUUACAGUCUGAGGACGCCGACGUGCAGUAUUACUGCACCACCGCACUCAGCAACAUCGCUGUCGAUGCCAUGAACCGAAAGAUCCUCGCCGAGACCGAACCGAAACUCAUCUCGUGUCUGGUACAGCUGAUGAAUACCAGUAAAGUCAAAGUCCAGUGCCAGGCGGCUCUCGCACUGCGAAAUAUGGCUUCCGACGAAAAAUGCCAGCUGGAGAUCGUCCAGGCCGGCGGACUGCUGCCUUUACUGCGUCUCUUACAGUCGGAUGUGCCGCAGCUGAUUCUUUCAUCUGUUGCCUGCAUCCGCAAUAUUUCGAUCCAUGCCGACAACGAGGCGCCGAUAAUCGAGGCCGGUUUCCUCAAGCCGCUUGUUGCGCUUUUGAAGAAGCACGACUCGACGAACGCGAACGCGACGACGCCAGUCAUGACGAGCGCGACCGAGGAAGAAAUACAAUGUCACGCGAUCUCGACCUUGCGUAACCUGGCUGCUAGCUCGGAGCGCAAUAAGAAGGCGAUUGUCGAAGCUGGCGCGGUCGACAAGUGCAUCAGUCUAGUGCUGACGGCGCCGAGCAGCGUGCAGAGCGAGAUGACUGCGUGCAUCGCCGUUCUGGCCUUGUCGGACGAGCUCAAGAGCUACCUGCUUUCGAUCAACAUCAUCAACAUCCUUAUCCCCCUCACAAACUCGCCAAACCCUGAAGUCCAGGGAAACAGCGGCGCCGCGAUCGGUAAUCUGUCGUCCAAGGUCGGCAACUACGGUGGCUUCGUCAAGGCCUGGGAAGCACCCGAAGGUGGAAUUUCCGGGUACCUCAAGCGAUUCUUGACCAGCAACGACCUGAUCUUCGAGCACAUUGCUGCGUGGACCUUGCUGCAGUUCAUGGAAGGCGGCGAUAAGACCCUGAUAUCAUUGAUCCAAAGCACCUCAGACAUCGUUGUCGCCGUCCAGGCUCUUUCGGUCCGAGAGGUGUCGACCGAGCAGCCUGAGAAUGGCGACUUGAUUGAAAUGGAGGAUGCCGAGGCCGAGAGCGAGAUCAUUGCGCUUGCGGUCCGAGUGUUGAAGCUCAUUGAUGAAAACAGGUGAUUUUUCUUUCUGUCUUGUUGUGAGGUGUAGCGGGAAGGGAAUAGUCUUGUUUGUUCAAGUUGAGAUGUUAUAUUACUACCGUAUUUCAGAUAUUUAAUCUGUGGGCUAUUUGAUCUUUUUCUCCUUCUAUUCACAUAUAUCUAUUGAUAUUCCUGAUUUGUUUACGUUUUUUGCUGUUUACUUUACG
Messenger RNA from Myxozyma melibiosi, 2185 nucleotides. Its product is annotated as armadillo-type protein. Lineage: Eukaryota; Fungi; Ascomycota; Lipomycetes; Lipomycetales; Lipomycetaceae. The transcript is spliced from 4 exons. Gene Ontology annotation, biological process: nucleus-vacuole junction assembly. Gene Ontology annotation, molecular function: protein binding; protein-membrane adaptor activity. The record is from RefSeq and is a predicted model, not a curated record. Bases 271 to 1998 code for a protein of 575 amino acids.